AUGAAGAUCGUGCCUUCGAUCGGCGGCUGGUCUUUGUCGCACGGCUUCCACGGUUGCGUCUCAAACAAGAGCAAAGCGGAGUCCUUCAUCGGCAACAUCGUGCACAACACGAAGUACUGGAAAUGGGACGGCGUAGACUUUGACUGGGAGCACCCGGGCAACGAGCUUGACUUCAUCAACAUGAUGACGUACGACUACUUUGGCACGUGGACGCAGAAGACCGGUCCGCUGGCGCCGCUGUACGACAGUCCGCUCGACAAAGACGACGACACGUUCAACGUGCACUACGGCCGAUAA
Messenger RNA from Dermatophagoides pteronyssinus (European house dust mite), 297 nucleotides. RefSeq names its product chitinase-3-like protein 1. The record is from RefSeq and is a predicted model, not a curated record. NCBI's taxonomy places the organism in Eukaryota, Metazoa, Arthropoda, Arachnida, Sarcoptiformes, Pyroglyphidae.